GGAUAAGCCGCCAGUAACAGAGGUUGCGAUGGUGCUGCAGUUGAUUCUACGAUACUUAGCCAACAACGAGCAGCUAAUCCAACGUUUGGCCGACUCGUACCCUCUGCGCAGAGCGGCCCAGAUGGUGCUGAGCGCGUACUAUCGCACCCGUUCCGUUGCCGAACAGCAGAAGCUCGUUGGCAUGACGCCGGAACGAUUGCAGCAGGCGCUACGCAGUUUCAAGUCGAACGUGCAGAAAGAGAUCGAAAAUGCGAAGAAUGAUUUGGCCAAAAAGAAGUGAAAGAUGUUUUGCGGAUGUGUUCGAGAGUGCUCGGGGCGUGUGUGUAGUUGUGUAAACUGUGCCGUGCUUCAAUGUAAUUAAAAUUUAUUUGUAUUUUUGAAAAUGUA
Anopheles stephensi (Asian malaria mosquito) is the source of this 387-nucleotide messenger RNA. RefSeq names its product protein NCBP2AS2 homolog. The transcript has a single exon. Lineage: Eukaryota; Metazoa; Arthropoda; Insecta; Diptera; Culicidae. The record is from RefSeq and is a predicted model, not a curated record. Bases 29 to 280 code for a protein of 83 amino acids.